Vitis riparia (riverbank grape) is the source of this 1408-nucleotide messenger RNA. RefSeq names its product protein SRG1. The record is from RefSeq and is a predicted model, not a curated record. Bases 63 to 1160 code for a protein of 365 amino acids. Lineage: Eukaryota; Viridiplantae; Streptophyta; Magnoliopsida; Vitales; Vitaceae. The transcript is spliced from 4 exons.
UGGAACUAACAAGUAGAGCUUCUUAGCUUUCAGUUUAUUUUAAACCUCUAAAUUUUGUGUCCAUGGCUCCAGUACCCAUUUCUCAGAUCGAGGUUGGACAUAUCGACGAUGUCCAAGAACUGAGGAAGUCCAUACCAGCAGCAAUACCUGAAAGAUUUAUCCGGGACAUGGCUGAGAGGCCAACACUAACCAUGGAGACCCUACUAUCAUCAACUGACAUUCCUGUAAUCGAUUUCUCGCAGCUUUUGAAAGGCAAGACAGAUGAACUCCAGCGUGAACUUUCAAAGCUUGCAGCUUCUUGUGAGGAGUGGGGAUUUUUCCAGGUGAUUAACCAUGGGAUCGACUUGGGUUUGCUUGAGAGCAUAGAGAAGGCAGCCAUGGACUUUUUCAUGUUACCUUUGGAGGAGAAGCAGAAGUAUGCAAUGGCACCUGGAACAAUUCAGGGAUAUGGACAGGCCUUUGUGUUCUCUGAGGACCAAAAGCUGGACUGGUGUAACAUGUUUGCACUUGGACUUGAGCCCCACUUUAUUAGGAACCCGAAAUUAUGGCCAACAAAACCAGCUGAAUUCAGUGACGCUUUGGAGGUUUACUCCAGAGAAAUAAGGGAACUUUGCCAGAACAUGUUAAGAUAUAUAGCCAUGAGUCUUGGCUUGAAUGAGGAUGUUUUUGAGAACAUGUUUGGGGAGGCUGUGCAAGCUGUAAGGAUGAAUUACUACCCACCAUGUUCGAGACCUGAUCUUGUUCUUGGUCUAAGCCCCCAUUCUGAUGGAAGUGCACUUACUGUUCUGCAACAAGGAAGGGACGGCUCAGUAGGGCUUCAAAUUCUUCGACACAACACAUGGGUGCCCGUUCGCCCCAUUCCUAAUGCAUUUGUCAUCAACAUCGGAGACACCAUAGAAGUUCUAACAAAUGGGAAAUACAAGAGUGUGGAGCAUAGAGCAGUGACUCACAAGGAGAAGGAUAGGCUCUCAAUUGUCACGUUCUAUGCCCCAAGCUAUGAGAUUGAGCUUGGCCCCAUGCCAGAAUUUCUGGAUGAGAACAAUCCAUGCAAGUAUAGAAGAUACAACCAUGGAGAGUACAGCAGACACUAUGUGACUAGCAAGCUGGAGGGGAAGAAAACCUUGGAUUUUGCCAAGAUUCAUACCCAUAGCUCAUCUUAAGAGGGCCCUACCCCCUUUCCCAACAAAGGGCUACCCUAUAUUAUUGGAUUUGUAUUGAAUGCUAUAAAAUAUUAUUAUUAAAGUUUCCGUCUCUUAGGUAAUGUGAAGGGUAUAAACCGAGAUACAAGUUGGGUGCUGAUUAUUGAUAGAUUGUACUGUUUAUAUGUAACCCUGUUUUGUGAGUCGAAUAAUGAAAGUUGGUGGGGUAAUAGGUUUGUGACUCUUUUAUAUCAACUGUGUGUUUGUAA